CCUCUGUCCCUCCCUCCCCCUCUUCCCUUGUCAAUCUUCUCCCUGAUCCCCUUUUCCUCCUCCACCAAGAUUCACCAUGCUCAUCAAGGAGUACCGCAUCCCCAUGCCCAUGAGUGUGGAGGAGUACCGCAUUGCUCAGCUCUAUAUGAUCCAGAAAAAGAGCAGAGAAGAGAGCUGUGGUGAAGGUAGCGGGGUGGAGAUUCUUGAGAACAAGCCCUACACAGAUGGACCGGGUGGGACGGGCCAGUACACCCACAAGGUUUACCAUAUUGGCAUGCACAUUCCCAGCUGGUUCCGCUCCAUCUUGCCCAAAGCAGCACUGAGGGUUGAAGAGGAGUCCUGGAACGCCUACCCUUACACCCGCACCAGAUACACCUGCCCCUUCGUUGAGAAGUUCUCCAUUGACAUUGAGACCUACUACAAGCCCGACACAGGCAACCAAGCAGAUGUCUUCAACAUGUCUGCAGCAGAGAAGAGACAGAGAUCUAUUGACCCAAUCGACAUAGUGACAGAUCCCAUUCCCCCUCAUGAGUACAAAGCAGAGGAGGACACACGCCUCUACAAGUCAGCCAAGACCCAGAGGGGUCCUCUGCGGGACGACUGGAUAGAGGAGUACAACAAUAACCCAGGGAAGACCCCCAUCAUGUGUGCCUACAAACUCUGUAAGGUGGAGUUUCGCUACUGGGGCAUGCAGUCGAAGAUUGAACGCUUCAUCCAUGAUGUUGGAUUGAGAAAGGUGAUGGUGCGUGCCCACCGGCAGGCCUGGUGCUGGCAAGACGAGUGGUAUGGUCUGACCAUGGAGGACAUCCGACAGCUUGAGCUGGAGACGCAGCUGGCUCUGGCCACGAAGAUGGCCCAGUUCAGUCAAGCAGAAGAGGCCACAGAGGCCAACGGAGGUGCGCCAUCUCCGGACAAAGACCAGGAGGUUAAGGAGGCGAUAAGCUCCAUUGAAGCUGAGGAGGUGGUUGUCAGCUCAGGAGGAGAGACUCUCCAGCCACGAGGUGUACUGACCAAGCAGUGGUCCACUUCAUCCAGAUCCUCCCGCUCAUCCAAAAGAGGAGUGAGUCCAUCACGUCACAGCAUCUCAGAGUGGAGGAUGCAGAGCAUAGCGCGAGACUCAGACGACAGCUCGGACGAGGAGUUUUUCGACGCUCAUGAGGAUCUCUCAGAUGGCGAGGAAGUCCUCCCGAAGGAAAUCGCCAAGUGGAACUCCAACGACCUCAUGGACAAGAUUGAAGCUGCAGACACAGAAGAAACCCCUGGUGAGCUGUUCAAGGAAAUGACGGUGGAUUAUGAAAGAGCAACCAGUGAGGAUAGACUAGACGAGGAGAGCUCGUCCCAGCAGUGUCUGCAACCCUCCAAGAUCCAUGUGCUGAUCUUGGUUCUGCACGGAGGGAACAUCCUGGACACAGGCGGAGGCGACCAGAACAGCAAGCAGGCCGACGUCAACACGAUUAGUACAGCUUUUGAAACAGUCAUGCGUGUUCACUACCCCGCAGCGCUGGGACGCAUUGCCAUCCGCUUGGUACCCUGCCCUGCCAUCUGUGCCGAGGCCUUCUCCUUAGUGUCCAACCUGAGCCCAUACAGCUACGAUGAGGGUUGUCUGUCCAGCAGCCAGGACCACAUCCCCCUGGCAGCUCUGCCCCUCCUGGCCACCUCUGCUCCACAGUACCAGGAGGCCAUGGCUACCGUCAUUGUCAGAGCCAACCAGGUGUACACAGACUUCAUAAAGUCUCUAGGCGGGGCGGCCUUCUCCGGCCAGGUGUGCCUCAUUGGGGACUGUGUUGGAGGAAUCUUGGGGUUUGACGCGCUGUGCAGUAGCAAUCAGACAGUUAAUGAAAGCCAGAACAGCAGCCGCAGGGGCAGUGUCGUCAGCGUACAGGACCAGGACCUCCUCUCUCCUGGCAUCAUUGUCAACAGUGGGCACGGAUCAGCCUCUCCGACACUGGAGGGGAGCCGCCACCUUAGUCGCAGUAAUAUCGACAUUCCUCGUGCCAGCACAGGUGACGACACCAAGCGACAACUGCCACGCAAAAGAAGCGACUCCUCCACCUACGAGCUAGACACAAUAAAACAACACCAGGCCUUCCUGACCAGCUUACACUCCAGUGUUUUGCGGAGCGAUACAGUGUCACGCAGGUCGAGCAGCAGCACGAUGCUGGAUGGGGGCUCCCUGGGGAAAUUUGACUUUGAGGUGUCCGACUUUUUCCUGUUUGGUUCUCCACUGGGCUUGGUACUCGCCCUGAGAAAGACUGUCAUUCCAAUGCUGGAUGUGGCCCAGCUGCGGCCUGCCUGUCAGCAGGUCUAUAACCUGUUCCACCCAGCUGAUCCUUCAGCCUCCCGCCUGGAGCCUCUCCUGGAGAGGAAAUUUCACCUCCUGCCUCCCUUCAACGUGCCCCGUUACCAACGCUUUCCCUUAGGAGAUGGAAACUCUGCCCUACUGGUGGAGACAGUCCAGAGCAACGCUCAGCUGCUACUUGACAGCGGGCCUCCCCUGUCCCUUCGCUGUCAGGAGACCAUCAGUGAGACCUGCAUCCCUGUGCCUGUGCUAAACUGGCAGGAGGGCUCCCUCAAAGCCACACCCGCCACUGUGGAGUCGGAUGUUGUUCAGUCUCAUGGUGGUGUCUUCAUGGACAGUUCGUACCCCUCAUCCCCCGUAACGGGCCCCCUCUCCCGGGGCCAGCGGAGGGCCAGUGAGGUCAGCAUUGCCAGCCAGGUCUCAGGAAUGGCAGACAGUUACACUGCCACCAACAUAGCCAACACCAAAUCAUGCCAAAUUAACCAAUCCAAAAAGUUCAGCCUUUUGUCCCAACUCGCCCUUUCAUCACAAAACAAAUUCUUCCUGAAAAGUCCUCCUAAAUCCCGUAAGAAAGCAGCGGCAGGCCAGGCCGCAGGAUCUCCUGAUGCAUAUCUAGUGGCAGAGCUGGAUGGUGAUACUAGUGAAGCUCUAAGUCCCACUGGCCAGUACGAGAACUGCCUGUCUGCUGGGCUGGACUUUGCAAUAUCUGAUCUGGUGUCACUGGACUCCCAGGCUGAAGUGGACCAAGUUGCAGCGCGUUGGUGGGGCACAAAGCGUCUGGACUUUGCCCUGUACUGCCCCGACGCUCUGACCGCUUUCCCCACAGUGGCUUUACCGCACCUCUUCCACGCGUCAUACUGGGAGUCCACCGAUGUUGUGUCUUUCCUCCUGCGACAGGUCAUGAGGCAUGACAACUCCAGCAUCCUGGAGCUUGAUGGCAAAGAAGUGUCUGAAUUCACCCCCUCCAAACCUCGAGAGAAGUGGCUCCGCAAGAGGACUCAUGUAAAGAUCAGGAACGUGACUGCCAACCAUCGUGUAAAUGACGCCGUGUUCACAGAAGAUUCCCAGCAGGUCGUGACAGGUCGCUUUAUGUACGGCCCUCUGGACAUGGUUACCUUGGCCGGGGAGAAGGUUGACCUCCACAUCAUGACCCAGCCUCCGUCAGGAGAGUGGGUUUACUUUAACACAGAAGUGACAAACAGCAGCGGCCGCGUGUCUUUUGUCAUCCCAGAGGACAAACGUCUGGGCAUCGGAGUCUACCCCGUCAAAAUGGUUGUCAGGGGAGACCACACAUUUGCAGACAGCUACCUGACAGUUAUUCCACGUGGCACAGAGUUUGUGGUAUUCAGUAUUGACGGGUCAUUUGCUGCCAGUGUGUCAAUCAUGGGCAGUGAUCCCAAAGUGCGGGCCGGAGCCGUGGAUGUUGUCAGGCACUGGCAGGAUUUAGGCUAUUUGAUCAUCUAUGUGACAGGACGGCCGGACAUGCAAAAGCAGCGGGUCGUUGCUUGGUUAUCUCAGCACAACUUCCCUCAUGGCAUUGUCUCCUUUUGUGACGGCCUCGUUCAUGACCCGCUCAGACACAAGGCCAACUUCCUGAAGUCACUGACAGAGGCUCACAUGAAGAUUUUCGCUGGCUAUGGAUCAACCAAAGACAUCUCAGUCUACACCUCCAUCGGCCUCCCUCCCUCCCAAAUAUACAUCGUCGGUAGACCAUCCAAGAAAAUGCAGCAUCAGUGCCAGUUCAUCACAGAAGGAUAUGCAGCUCAUUUGUCCCAGCUGGAGUACAGCCAUCGCUCUCGGCCAGCUAAGUCCAGCAGUGCACGCAUGGUCCUUCGUAAAGGCAGCUUCGGCUUGGGUGCAAACAGCGACUUCCUAAGGAAGAGGAACCACCUGCUGCGCACCAUCUCCUCCCAGCCGGCCCCCAGCUCCCCAACAGGCAGCAUCCACAUCAGGCCAGAACGUACACAGAGCCAAUCAGACGGCGAGCGGCUGGAGCGGGAGCGGCUGGAGUGCGCUCACAGCUACAGCCAGGGAGCAACACAGCGCAGCAUGAGCAUCACAGCCGGCUGCUGGGGCCGCAGCAGCAGCACCAAGUUGGAGCAUGGCGUUCUCAGCCCCAAGUGAGAUAAGGGAGACAAUGUGAGAGCACCUUUGGGAGAGAGACUUAAAAAUACAGUGCUGAAGAAGAGACCAUUGACAAAGAUAAAUGCAACAAGCGAAAAACAGUUGGCCUGCACCAGAUGGGUAAAUACCACAAUGAAAACAAUAGGUGCUACAAACCACUCUUUGUAAGCUAAUGCCAGUCACACUCGACACAAAUAUUUAUGAACAGAGGCUAUGGCUAUAUUUAUUAUACAACACACAAACAGGCAUUUCAAGGAGCAUCUUCCUGAAACAGGAACAUGCACAUAAAUAGACAUACAGUAGCUUAUAUUGUAGGGAUCCAGACUGUUUCUACUGUUUAGUAAAUAUUUAUCUGUCUUGAAUACGAGGUCAGUUUUCCUCCUACAGCAGGCUCUUAGAUUGGAGACAGUUACACAGACAAGCACCCCAAAGCUAUAUACUGCAAACAACACAAAGAGGAUACAGACAGCCUGUAUCAGGUCAAGGUGGUGAUACUGCACUGUAACUAAGUACUGCCAACUUAAGCACAGCAAUUACUAUAGAGUUAUAAACUUUGUGCAUAAUAGUUUUAAAGCUAUGUCCUUUUUAUGUGAUAAUCAGAUAUGUUUUCGUCUGGGAGCAGAGCUGAGAAUCAGGUAAAACUGGACUGUUUCUUUUUUCAAUGUAAGAAAAACAAACACACAAUCAUUUAGCCAAAAUGUGUCUUUUUCAGAUUUUGGUUUUUUUUUUCGCAUAGGCAUCAUCAUUCACCAGCAUUAAAAACUGGUACCAGUACCCCCAAAGUGAGACCGAUACCAGUAGAGUACUUCAUUUGAUACCCAUCAUGUCAAUGGAGUGGCUUGUUGUAUAGCCAGACUUUCAAAAGUUUUGGUGACUUCUCGGCAUAUUAAACUGCCAACUCUGUCAAAUGCAGCACGCUCAACUUACCACAUCACAGACUGUAUGGGUUGUAGCUGCUGCUGCGAGUGUGAGCUCCAUGCCGUGGACACAGUGACAGGGCUAACUGUUGGCAUAAUGUGGCUAACGUUACCUAACUGUCAUGUUUAACAACAGAGCUGAGCUGCUUCGGUGGUCUCUAAGUAUGCUUACCCAGCUGGCACUGAAUGUCAGUAUGAUGGCAGACGAACGUCGACUAUUAUGUCAGACGGAUGUUAAAUUUUGAAUGGAACUCGUGUUUAAGACAUGAGAAGUUGUGAAAACAAAGUCGAGAUCUUUGAGCUCUUAGAAAACUUUUGUGAAUACCAGAGGAGGGGGGCGUUCAUAUGGACUCUUCUCAUGAACACGGUAAACGCAUCCACAUUUGAACGCAGCAUUGUUCUUCAUACCCUUUGGCUAAAUGUUAUUAUUUUACGUGAAGAUGACAUUUGUUAACAUUGGAGUUUGGUCAAAUAGCAAUGUAACUUUCAAGCAACAAAAUAUCCGUGUCAUCUGUCAUCAGUAUUCUACGCCAAAUUGACGUUGGCAUCAGACGUCUUGAUAUCACAACCUAAAUUCAAGAUAGAAGGAAAUGCAGGUAUUGGAGAUGUUUUAAUACUGCUUGGUACUGGAUUGUUUCAGUCAAUACCUUAAAGGUAUGCAGUACUGAUACCAGCCCGAAUUUAAAAACAAUGUUUGAUCUUUAAGCCGACAUAAUCUGAUUUGAUCAAGAUCUUCUUGUUUCAUUUAAUUGUAGCGUUUGUAAACAGCAAAUAAUGUUGCACCAUACAGUCCAGUUCUGCUUGUUUUCCAGUCGUCCCUCAGACCAAAGAACCAUCCAAAUAUCACACGAAGCAAACUGCGAAAUUACCCUUUAACUACGGUUGCAGCUGAAACUGUUCCUGGGAUUUUAUAGCAUUUCACCACAUCUCGCCACUCUGCGCUGCUAAACCUUCCUGAAUCAGUAAAGUGUGACUCAGCUGUCAGGAAAACUCCUGCCGCUGUACGGUUAAUGUGCCAAAGUAAACAGUGUAGAGUGAUAUGCUGUACACAAACAGAGAGGAAGUGAUUUAAGGUCUCCUGUGUAAAAAUAGAUUGUGUAAGUAUGUAGUUGAACGGCUCAACAAGGCUUGUAUAUAAUUGUUAUAUUACAGUGCAGAUCUGGUAUCUGGUCCACUGAAGACCAGCUUCAAGUGUCUUCUUUACUCUGGGGGUAAACACCGCCUCAUUCAGGAUACACUUUAAUGUUUGAUUAUGAUAAUUAUUGUUAUUUAAGAUUAUAGAUAUUUUAAAAUGUAUUUUGUGAACAAAAUGUGUUUUAAGAUUACUUUAGCUAUCUUGUGUUUUUUUUUCCUCUUCAAUCUUCAGUUGCAGCAGCCAAAACUCCAAGAAGUCUUUGCCUGGCACAGUAUUGUAUUUUUAUUAUGUUAUCUUGCAGAUCACCAGAAUUGUAUCAACAGAACUGCUAUCUUGUGUCAUAUAUUGUAUGUUAUCUAUUUUGGAAAUUUGGGAUAUGGCUUCUCUCUGGUUAUCCCUAAGCUGUAAAUGAGGCGUUGAAUGUGCUCAUAGAUAAUCCUCCUUAGGUUAAGGUCUUUUCUCUGUUCUGCUGCACCUUUAGAGGAAGAGAAAUCUGCAAAUUGUAAAUUCUGUACAAUAUGCUGAAGUAGGAACACAGAGCUAAGACUUACUUUAUGCUGUUUGCCAUUUAUUUUAUGAAAUGGGUACAAAAAGUGAUUUUAUUCAUUCAAAUUAUGUUUAUUUGUCCCUCUAAUAGGCAAGUAGAGAGCUGAUUGCAAUGGACCAAUAUGGGCUCAAAUGUAAGGGAAACGUGCAAUAUUUCUUAACCGCACCACAAGCUCAAACAGACUGUGUUGAGGAAAUGUCACAGUGCAUUGACAAUCAGUUCAACAGGCACAUUUUCUACAGACGUCAAAGUGCAGAGGGAAUCUUAGCACUCAACAAACGUGCAGGGCACACAUGCAACAUUUGUAGAGUCCAUUAAAAAAUGAGAUAUUUCACACAAGAAAGUGCCACAGACCUGAUAAUGAUAUGAGAUGUCACAGUGGAUUUUCUCCUGUGUACUGACAUGCUCAGUUUUUGUUUUUGAGGUCGAGAUGAAGUCACUUAUGUUAAAAAAGUGACCCAGAAAUCUCCACUCAGUUGCCAGUUUUUAAGGUAAACCUGUCUAAAACGAAUGCACUUUAUUUGGAAAGUCUACCAACAUUUAGUUUACAGAGUAUUUGUAACAUUUCAACAGCUAGUAUAUGAUGAGAGUCAACAAUUCAACUGUUUUGCUUUCUCUAUGUAUGGCAACCUUAUAGAGCAUGUUUUCUCAACCUGAGGGGUCCUGACCUCCACUGGGGGUUGCCAAACCUUCACAGGGGAGAUUUGAGGCCUUCUUGAUUUUAAGGGGUGUAAGAAAACUUUUAAAGAAUACAUAUAGUCAACCUAUAUCUCACAAUUUUAUUCAUUUAUGUAAAGAAAACUGGUUAAUUUAAAAAAAAAAAAUGUUUAUUCAAAAUAUAAACUUUGAAAAAAUCUGACAGGACAUGGUUAAGACCUGAAUUCAAGCUUUAUUUAUAGAGCCUUCACUCUGCAAAAGGAGAUGCUGGUUUUAUUUGAAAAGAGGCUUAUUAAAAAUUAAAUAUGUAUGUUUGCUAAAAACUCAAAAAGAAAUGUAAAAGAGAGUAUUUUAUUAAAACUUUCAUUUAUUGAGGUAGAUAGAUAAUUAUCAAGCAUUUGAUGGCCCCUCUGCAGUAACUCUGAGGCUCCCAAGAGGUCUCGAACCCCUGGUUGAAGUCCGAGGCUCUAAACUAUCUGUAGGCGGACUCUCCAAAUAAAAUGUAACAAUGCAGUCCUCCAACUGGCAUGAAGGUUACAAACUGUUAUAGAGAGGAUCAAUGUCUUGGUCAUUUUGGAGGCUGUAAUUUGAGGUGCUGUUGAAUUAUGUUGUUAUACUGAGAGGUGUUUUUUUUUUAAUUUUUAUCACAGAGAUAACUGAGUUUACACCCCAAAACAAUACAAAGGCACCUAUAACUUCCUUAUUCAGGUCUGUUUCCUGCAAACUGCUCCCUCUGCAUUUUGACCUCUUCAGCGAUUCGGCUAGAAGCCAUAUUAUAAAAUGUUUUCGAAGGCUGCUGAUUAAAGAAUGACUGUUUGCACAUUGAUAGUAAUUAGAAGAAAAAAAAAGGGAAGGCGAUGCUGUAAAUCAUGCACUCAUCUAAAGUUGGCAACUACUGAACCGUAUCUCCUCCCUCUGAGAUCUGAAUUGCCUGGAUAUUAAAAUCCAGAGAAUGUAAAUACGAAGCGGUGCGGUUGUCUGUGAAGUUUGGAUACCUCUGGGCAGACAGUCGCUUCGAUUCUGCUACUGACACACACAUUACCAGAGGCCUUACAUUUCCCUUUUCUGCCUUACAUUGACCAUUGUGUUGCGAGGCCUAGAAUGAACGCUGCUCACUCCCAAAUUGACUUCAUGGAAAAGAUCAGACUGUUUACUUUGUGGAAAAAGGAAGAGGCCAUAUUUUCUUAAAAGGCUGUGGCUUGUUUUCACGUUAAAGUAGAUGUACAAAGGAGAAAUCUAUCUGACAUAUUUCACCAACAUUAGGCAAUCUGUCUCAAGCUCUGUUCCCCGGGUUAACGCAACACCGCCACUGUUACAUCAACAGUUAGCAUUCAUAGGCUGUACAUAUAUGCAACAUACCUUGGUAAAUAUUUUCAUUGUACAGGGUGUGUAUCUUGUAGGUUUUGGGUAAAUUCAUUUUAUCCAUUCCCUUGUGUUUUUAUGUACAGUGUAUAAAGAACAUAUAAAGAACAACUCAGUCAUUUUGGCCUUUUUUCACAGAAUCAUAACACUGUCACAGAGACUAAUAUGGUUCAGCUCGAGGAUAGUCUCACCAGAGAGCAGGUUUUAUUCAAAAAAGGGGUAAAUGAUUGCAGUUAACAAUAUAAGAAAAUGUUUCUUUUCCUGGAAUCAGUUCACACAAAUGUAAAUUUGUUCAGAGAACCAAAGAGAAACAAAAUGUGAGAUGUAAGGUGAGCAGACAUCGACGAGUGGGUGUAGAGUGUGAAGCCAAGAGUCAGGCAGGAUGCUUAAAUGGACUCCUUAAAGGAAUACUUCACCCAUGAAAUCAUCAUUUCUAUAUAAAUUACUCACUCCAUGUUACAUUAAAUACAAACGUAUGAUUUUGUUUUUUUA
Messenger RNA from Plectropomus leopardus (leopard coralgrouper), 9533 nucleotides. Its product is annotated as membrane-associated phosphatidylinositol transfer protein 2-like. NCBI's taxonomy places the organism in Eukaryota, Metazoa, Chordata, Actinopteri, Perciformes, Serranidae. The record is from RefSeq and is a predicted model, not a curated record. Gene Ontology annotation, cellular component: cytoplasm. Gene Ontology annotation, biological process: phospholipid transport. Gene Ontology annotation, molecular function: phosphatidylcholine intramembrane carrier activity; phosphatidylinositol binding; metal ion binding.